This is a messenger RNA of Priapulus caudatus, 2108 nucleotides long. RefSeq names its product spliceosome RNA helicase DDX39B. Gene Ontology annotation, biological process: mRNA export from nucleus; mRNA splicing, via spliceosome. The record is from RefSeq and is a predicted model, not a curated record. The transcript has 10 exons. Gene Ontology annotation, molecular function: RNA helicase activity; ATP binding; RNA binding. NCBI's taxonomy places the organism in Eukaryota, Metazoa, Priapulida, Priapulimorpha, Priapulimorphida, Priapulidae. The coding region runs from base 121 to 1404 and encodes 427 amino acids.
AUCUUGUUCACAUGCAUGCCGCCUGAUGUUUACGCUACCGCGACAUCUACUGGUUUUUGUUGCACGACGUCCAUUGCUUCUCUUUGUUCGUAAUUCUCUUGAAGAAUAUAAUAAACAGCCAUGGCAACGGAGGAGAUUGAAAAUGAACUUUUGGACUAUGAGGAAGAGGAGCAGGAACAGCCGCAGGAGGUCACAAAAGAAGCAGUCCCGGUGAAGAAAGAUGUCAAGGGCUCCUACGUAUCCAUACAUUCUUCUGGAUUUCGUGACUUUCUUCUGAAACCUGAGCUGCUCAGAGCCAUUGUUGACUGCGGAUUUGAACAUCCCAGUGAAGUCCAGCACGAGUGCAUUCCGCAGGCCAUCCUCAGCAUGGACAUCAUAUCGCAGGCAAAGUCCGGCAUGGGCAAGACGGCCGUGUUCGUGCUGGCGACGCUGCAGCAGCUGGAGCCGCAGGACGGAUCGGUGUCCGUGCUCGUGCUCUGCCACACCCGCGAGCUCGCCUACCAGAUCAGCAAGGAGUACAGUCGCUUCUCUAAGUAUUUGACCAAGGUGAAGGUCAGCGUGUUUCUCGGAGGACUGCCGCAGCGCAAGGACGAGGAGACACUGCGCAACGACUGCCCGCACAUCGUCGUCGGCACGCCCGGCCGCAUCCUCGCGCUCGCGCGCGGAAAGGCUCUCAACCUCAAGCACAUCAAGCACUUCAUUCUCGACGAGUGCGACAAGAUGCUCGGAGAGUUAGAUAUGAGAGCCGAUGUUCAGGAGAUCUUUAAGAUGACGCCGCACGAGAAACAGGUCAUGAUGUUCAGCGCGACGCUGAGCAAGGAAAUCCGGCCCGUCUGCAAGAAGUUCAUGCAAGACCCGAUGGAGGUGUACAUCGACGACGAGUCGAAGCUGACGCUGCACGGCCUGCAGCAGCACUACGUCAAGCUGAAGGACAACGAGAAGAACCGCAAGCUCUUCGACCUCCUCGACGUGCUCGAGUUCAACCAGGUGGUGAUCUUCGUUAAGAGCGUGCAGCGGUGCAUGGCGUUGGCACAGCUGCUCGUCGAGCAAAACUUCCCUGCCAUCGCGAUCCACAGAGGCAUGACGCAGGAAGAACGACUCAGUCGCUACCAGCAGUUCAAGAAUUUCGAGAAGCGCAUUCUGGUUGCGACGAAUCUGUUCGGCCGCGGCAUGGACAUUGAGCGCGUGAACAUCGUGUUCAACUACGACAUGCCAGAGAACUCUGACACGUACCUGCACAGGGUGGCGCGCGCUGGCCGAUUCGGAACAAAGGGUCUCGCGAUCACGUUCGUCAGCGACGAGAACGACGCGAAGAUCCUCAACGAAGUGCAGGACCGGUUUGACGUGAACAUCACGGAACUGCCCGAAGAGAUCGACAUCUCCUCCUACAUCGAGGGACGCUAGAAGAACGGCAGAGCAGUCAGCUGCUGCCAGACGGUCCCCACUGUCGCUACCUGUGGACAAAGGCACAACUAUUUGCAAUGUAAAUAAUGCGGACUGCUGAGGACGGUGGCAGCCUGUAAAAAAAAUACAUGUAGGCGGUGCGGGAAUCCGCGCAUUGCGUGAGGUCGCCGUGUGGGGUCGCCGUGUGCGGUCACGGUUGCCUCUGUUUUUUACGUUUUCGUUCAGGCCAGUGUGAUUUAUGUUUCGCCAGUUCAUUUUUAAAACGCACACGUUCGCCGUCCGUUCGUCGCGAUCGGAGGCGGCGGGCGGGGCACUCCCGAUCGGGAUUUGCGGCGAGUUGUUGUGGAUUCACGAGCAACGACAGCGUCUAUGAUUGUAAACGAUUUCACUUUUUAUAGAAUGCAUAAUUGUGUAGGUAGUUAAAACUUCAACAAAAUUGCGGGCGCCCGGUCGAGAUGGCAGGGGGGUGCGAUGUAAAUAUACGUUUUGAGUAGCACAACGUUCUUUCACUAGUGUGUGUUAUAGUACUCGUAUUGAUGAUUGUCGGGUCGGAUGGUGCACGUCAUUGUAUCGGUGUAAGAUUGAGAAACUGUAAACGAAUGAAUGUUCACGUGCCAUGUCGGCGCAAAACAAGUGAGCUCUCUGCAGUGCAUUUUUUGUUUUGUGACUUGUAGGUGUUGUCAGGAAUAAAUAUGUCACUUGAA